Messenger RNA from Megalops cyprinoides (Indo-Pacific tarpon), 1353 nucleotides. It is a transcript of the gene stx3b, whose product is annotated as syntaxin 3A. The record is from RefSeq and is a predicted model, not a curated record. NCBI's taxonomy places the organism in Eukaryota, Metazoa, Chordata, Actinopteri, Elopiformes, Megalopidae. The transcript has 10 exons. Gene Ontology annotation, cellular component: plasma membrane; postsynapse; presynaptic active zone membrane. The coding region runs from base 45 to 902 and encodes 285 amino acids. Gene Ontology annotation, molecular function: SNAP receptor activity; SNARE binding. Gene Ontology annotation, biological process: synaptic vesicle fusion to presynaptic active zone membrane; intracellular protein transport; exocytic insertion of neurotransmitter receptor to postsynaptic membrane.
UUAUUUAUAUAUUGUUAUAUUGCUUUUAACAUUUAUUUUUAAACAUGAAAGAUCGACUGGAGCAGCUCAAAGCGACCUGCGACACGGACGACACCGACGAGGUGGAGAUCGCUGUGGACAAUGCGGCCUUCAUGGACGAGUUCUUCACGCAGAUUGAUGAGAUCCGGACCAGCAUCGACAAGAUUGAUGAGAACGUGGUCGAAGUCAAGAAGCUCUACUCUGUCAUCCUGUCCGCUCCCACAUCAGACCAGAAAACACAAGAUGACUUGGAGGCCCUGACCAAUGACAUCAAGAAGUUAGCCAACAGUGUUCGGAACAAACUGAAGAGUAUCGAGCGAAAUUUAGAGACCAAUGAAGAAAGAGUGUCAGCUGACACGCGGAUACGGAAAUCGCAGCAUGCCGUUCUGUCCAGGAAGUUUGUGGAAGUGAUGACCAAGUACAACGAGGCGCAGGUGGACUUCAGGGAGAGGAGUAAAGGCCGCAUCCAGAGACAGCUGGAAAUCACUGGUAAAGCUACCACGGAUGAGGAGCUGGAGGAGAUGCUGGAGAGUGGGAAUGCAGCUGUCUUCGCUGCCGGGAUUGUAGACUCUGGCAUCUCAAAGCAGGCCCUCAGUGAGAUCGAGGCGCGCCACAAAGACAUCGUAAGACUGGAGAGCAGCAUCAAGGAGCUGCACGACAUGUUUGUGGACAUCGCCAUGCUGGUGGAGAACCAGGGUGAUAUAGUAGACAAUAUAGAGAGCCAGGUGUCUAAAACGGAGGAUCACAUAGCGGUGGCUAAAGCCGAGACCAAAAAGGCUGUCAGGUACCAGAGCAAAGCACGCAAGAAGACAGUCAUAGUGGCCGUGGUCUGCACUGUGCUUGCAGUCAUAAUCCUCGCCAUCAUUCUGUCACAGACUCUUUAAGGAAGCCCCACGAGACUGCACCCCAAACUCCCUUCCUCUCUGUCCAGCCAUCCCUCCAUCCUGCUGACCCGCCCUCUGCAUCCCCACCCGUCCAAAGGAGAAAAGGACGGCAGUUUCAGCAAACACUCCACACUUCCUGUCUCCUGAAGCUCCGCCUCCCGACCUCUCCCCAGCCAGCACAUGGGAAAUAGACAGCCAAGUGUCUUCUAGUCCUGAAAUGUACUCCUCGGGGGCUUUGUUCCCGGAAGUACAACCCAUAACUUACGACCUGACCAUUGUCUUGAUGAAGUCAGACAAUUGGGAGAGAGAUAGUUACUGGGAGAUCCAGCAAAGAACAAACAAAAAUAAUGCAAACAAAACCUGAAAGCUGUUAAGGGACAUACAUAAAGAGAACUCCGGAACCAAAUGAAGCAAGGAGCACACACUCCUCACUCCAUGCAAACACACACAC